Metschnikowia bicuspidata var. bicuspidata NRRL YB-4993 is the source of this 1071-nucleotide messenger RNA. It is a transcript of the gene CSK1, whose product is annotated as mitogen-activated protein kinase. Gene Ontology annotation, cellular component: nucleus; cytoplasm. Bases 1 to 1071 code for a protein of 356 amino acids. The record is from RefSeq and is a predicted model, not a curated record. The transcript is spliced from 2 exons. Lineage: Eukaryota; Fungi; Ascomycota; Pichiomycetes; Serinales; Metschnikowiaceae. Gene Ontology annotation, molecular function: protein serine/threonine kinase activity; ATP binding. Gene Ontology annotation, biological process: protein phosphorylation; intracellular signal transduction.
AUGACGGAUUUCCAGGCAUACAAAGGCACCAAUUUCUACGUGCCCUCGCGCUACAAAAUCCAGGAGGUUUUGGGCCGGGGCUCCUACGGGGUGGUGUGUGUUGCCAUCGACACAAAGUCCCAGGACCCAGUCAAGUUGGCCGUCAAGAAAAUCUGCAAGAUUCUACAAAGAGAGAUCUUGCUCAAAAGAGCCAUCCGGGAGUUGAAGCUCAUGCGCUUUUUCCGGGGCCACCGAAACAUAGUUUCGCUUGUAGACGUGUACUUCAUCACGUUGUCUCCCUACGAAGGGCUCUACUGCUUCCAGGAACACAUGGACUACGACCUCGCCAGAGUCCUCUACUCCACCGUGCAGUUUCUGGAGUUCCACAUCCGCAACUUUCUCUACCAGGUGGUCUGUGGCAUCAAGUACAUCCACCUGGCCAACGUCGUGCACCGCGACCUCAAGCCAGGCAACAUUCUCGUGAGCUCGCGGGGAGUUUUGAAGAUAUGUGACUUUGGGCUUGCCCGCGCCAUUUCGGGCUCGCCGUCCAACAGGUCCGAGGAGCCAAUCACAAACUACGUGGCCACCCGCUGGUACCGGGCGCCGGAAUUGAUUCUCCGGUCCACCCACUACGGCAAGGAGGUGGACAUGUGGGCCGUCGGCUGUAUUUUGGGCGAGCUCUACGGGCGCCAGCCAUUGAUGCCCGGGAAAAGCUCGGUGCACCAGCUACAUGAGAUCAUCAAAUACUUGGGCAGUCCUCCCCCGCACAUCAGCAUCCGGCGCGAUUGGGAUCUUCCCGGCGGCGAGCGCAAAGCCGUCAACUGGUCCACGGUUUAUCCUUUUGCGUCCGCAGACAGUCUCGAUUUGCUUGGCCAGCUCUUGAAGUGGGAGCCGACGGCCAGGCUCGACGUGGAGCAGACCAUCGCACACUCGUUCUUCAAGAAGAUCAGGGACAUCACGUGCGAGCCCCAGAGCCGGUCUGUGUUUAAUUUUGGGAAAGAGGAAAACGAGGACGACUUGAACAAGUUGCACGGGUUGCUUAAAGAGGAGGUGGCGGCGUUUCAAACCGAGAGAAACAAGAGGCUAGUUUAG